AUGGAUCCUUACGAAGCCGAAGCGGGCAAAAUCCCGCCUACAGACCUCUACUAUGAUCUCCCCCUCUAUGGCCGCUAUAAUCCCAGCCCACAAGACUUUAAACCACUAGAGGAACACUGCAACUCAAACACGCAAGAAGCACUGCAGUACUGGACAGGAGUUAUCGAAAAGUGUGAUGCGACAUGCUAUGUGUAUCAGAAUCCGUUUGGAGGCCGAGAUGUGUUCGCUCUCGGCAGCAUCAUCGUCAAGUCAUGCCACUUGGGAACGAGAGAUGCUGGCGCAGAGUCGUCUCGGGACUAUUCGAUAGCAGACGAAAAUGAGGUUGCGGCAAUACAGCUGGUUCCCAAGACUGUACCAGUACCCCGGAUCCUUUUUAGUGGAAAGCUCAAAGGAAAGGACGUCAUUGUCCAGGAAAGAAUUCCCGGCGUCGCACUGAAUGUAGCAUGGCCAUAUCUCUCGCCUACACAGAAGGCUUCUUUCAAAACGCAAACCCGAAAGAUGAUACUCGAACUUAGCACCGUGAAGCCUCCUUCAACAGUAUUAGAGCCAACUUAUCUCGUAUCCGAUUCGAAUCCUAUGGUCAAUCGAGAUAUCUCGUCGGUCGAAGGCGCGACCCUCUUUAGUGAUCGCUCAGAAAGGGAUUCAAGAGAGCUAAACUUCAUGCACAACGAUUUGCAACCCUCGAAUAUCAUUGUGCGGAAUGAUCAAAUUGUGGGCAUCGUCGACUGGGAGCACGCUGGUUGGUUUUACUGGGACGAUGUGGGUGUCGUCCACUCCCAGUUUCGCACGCCAAAUAGAGAAGACUUUGCCGGUGUACAACUUUCCGAAGAAGAAUUGGAGGAUUUGGAAUAUUGGGGCGAUCUUUACGCCUUUAACUCUUCAGUUAGCAGCAUGUGCUCUGAGUAA
Molecule: messenger RNA, 906 nt
Organism: Trichoderma gamsii
Lineage: Eukaryota; Fungi; Ascomycota; Sordariomycetes; Hypocreales; Hypocreaceae
Exons: 2
Coding region: 1-906 (301 amino acids)
Source: RefSeq, a predicted model, not a curated record